Molecule: messenger RNA, 2826 nt
Organism: Cajanus cajan (pigeon pea)
Lineage: Eukaryota; Viridiplantae; Streptophyta; Magnoliopsida; Fabales; Fabaceae
Product: L-type lectin-domain containing receptor kinase S.4
Biological process (GO): protein phosphorylation
Molecular function (GO): ATP binding; carbohydrate binding; protein kinase activity
Source: RefSeq, a predicted model, not a curated record
CUUCCUUUUCAUGCAUCAUAUUCAUAUGUUUUUAGAAUAUUAUUGAAAUCUUUUGACAUUCCCCACUUAGUUCAGCGUGCGGUGCAGUUCACCUGCCAAAACCCACAGCUUUAGCUUUCCCUUUACUGCUGGGUGCUGACCCAUGUGAACAACUUGUUCCUGUCUUUGCUUCAUUCCUAAUCCUACUUAGCCACCCAUCAAUUUCAUCAAUACAUUCCUCACCAACUCUUUCAAAAAAAUGAGCAAAAUGUGAUAUUUUGUUAUGUUACUACCCCUUUCCUCACAGGUCACAACCCAUUCCAUUCUAUUCAUAGCAAUUAAUAUUUUGAACCCUCGAGGCUAAAUCAUUCAUUCAAAGUCCUUGAUUUUCCAAAUCUUGUCCCAUGUUCAACAUGCUCCUCCAACUCUUGUUUUUCUUGCUGUUCCUUCUGAUCCCAGCUUCAUCUCAGCCUAACCAGAUCUUCUAUGCUGGAUUCAAGGGUGUGGGAGGCACCAACAUGACCCUCAAUGGAGUAGCAGAAAUAGAGCACAAUGGGGUACUGAAACUCACAAAUGAUUUAAGUAAAGUUAUAGGUCAUGCUUUUUAUCCGACUGCUUUUCAGUUCAAGAGCACUAGUGAUGGUAAAGCUUUCUCCUUUUCCUCCUCUUUUGCAUUGGUUAUUGUUCCUGAGUAUCCAAAGCUAGGAGGGCAUGGCCUUGCUUUUACUAUUGCAACUUCUAAGGAUCUGAAAGCACUUCCAAGCCAGUAUCUUGGUCUUCUCAACUCAAGUGACAUAGGGAACUUCUCCAACCACCUUUUUGCUGUUGAGUUUGACACAGCCCAAGAUUUUGAGUUUGGGGACAUCAAUGACAACCAUGUUGGAAUUGACAUCAAUAGCUUGGCCUCCAAUGAUUCUGCACCUGCAGGUUACUACACAGGGGAUGGUGAUUCAACCAAGCAAAAUCUCACUCUCAAGAGUGGGAAACCAAUUCUAGCUUGGGUUGAUUAUGAUUCUUCCCAAAGUGUGAUCCAUGUUACAAUUUCUCCAUCUUCUACUAAACCCAAAAGGCCACUCUUGUCCUUCCCUGUGGAUCUUUCACCAAUCCUUAAGGAUUCCAUGUAUGUUGGGUUCUCUGCAUCAACAGGGUUGCUUGCAAGCUCCCAUUACAUCUUGGGUUGGAGCUUCCAAAUCAAUGGACCAGCUCCACCCCUUGAUCUCAAUAGUCUCCCACAGCUUCCAGGGCCAAAGAAGAAACACACAUCUCUGAUAGUUGGGGUUUCAGUCUCUUGUGUUGUUCUUGCAUUGUGUGUUAUCUUACUUGGUAUUUACAUGUACAGAAGAUACAAGAAUGCUGAUGUUAUAGAAGCUUGGGAGCUUGAGAUUGGACCACAUAGGUACUCCUACCAAGAGCUCAAGAAAGCAACUAAAGGUUUCAAGGACAAAGAGCUGCUUGGACGAGGUGGAUUUGGGAGUGUCUACAAAGGAACAUUGCCAAACUCCAAUACCCUAGUUGCUGUCAAGAGAAUUUCACAUGACUCCAACCAAGGCCUGAGGGAGUUUGUGUCGGAAAUAGCCAGCAUCGGCCGGCUUCGCCACCGGAAUUUGGUCCAGUUGCUGGGGUGGUGUCGCCGCCGCGGUGACCUCCUCCUUGUGUAUGAUUUCAUGGCUAAUGGGAGCUUAGACAAGUACUUGUUUGAUGAUCCAGAAACAAUCCUGAGUUGGGAGCAAAGGUUUAAGGUCAUAAAGGAUGUUGCUUCAGCCCUUUUGUAUCUGCAUGAGGGCUAUGAGCAGGUUGUCAUACAUAGAGAUGUGAAGGCUAGCAAUGUGCUGUUAGAUGGUGAACUCAAUGGAAGACUAGGAGAUUUUGGAUUAGCAAGAUUGUAUGACCAUGGUGCUAACCCUAGUACCACAAGGGUGGUGGGGACCUUGGGGUAUUUGGCACCUGAAUUGCCUAGGACAGGUAAGGCCACACCUAGCUCUGAUGUUUUUGCAUUUGGUGCACUUUUGCUGGAGGUGGCAUGUGGUCUCAGACCACUUGAGCCAAAGGCAUUGCCUGAAGAUAUGGUUUUGGUUGAUUGUGUGUGGAAAAAAUACAAACAAGGGAGAAUACUUGAUGUGGUGGACCCUAAACUGAAUGGUCAUUUUAAUGAAAGAGAGGUUCUCAUGGUGUUGAAAUUGGGGCUUUUAUGUUCAAAUGGUGCACCUGCUUCUAGGCCUAGUAUGAGACAAGUGGUUAGGUAUUUGCAUGGAGAAGCUGGUUUGCCAGAUGAGUUGAGGAAGCCAGAAGAGGUAGGUUUCCAGGAGGGAUUUGAUGAAUUCUUGCACUCACUUGAAUCUCCUUCCUUUGAUCAGAUAAGCACAAGUUCCUUUGGUAGAAAUAGAGACACGGAUGCUAGUUUUCCUUAUUUUGCUAAUACAAGGUGAUUGUCUACAUUUUAGAGUUGUACUUAUAUAUACUCAAGACAUUUGUUUAUUUUAUCAUCCCAUGAUGUCUCAUAAUUGAAGAGAGAAAGUUCUUGUUAUGAUGAAUUAAAUCCCAAUUCAGGAAGUUUGUAUUAUAAUUCUGUCCCCCAUUGGUAUCCAUUUUAUGGAUUCAUAUAACAUCCCCCUUCAUUAUGUACACUUGCUAACUUCUUUAUUUCGUUGUUGUGUCCAAGAAUUGAUGAAACAAUUAGCUUUCAAGGGAAUUAGAGAAAUAUCAGUUGAGUUAGUUAGAGGUUGAUUAGACUAUUAGUUAAUUAGUUACAGAUUGGUUAGGUUGUUAGUAUAUAAACUCUUAUUUGUAUAUGCAUUUUCUCAUUCCAUGUGCUCUGGCAUGUCUCAUAACAAAGGGCUCUUAGUUUUA